UGGCCGCCGGUCUCGUAAAUUUCAAAGCUCGGAAGAUGCAGUCGAUCUCUUGAUGUAUCUGUAUGCAGAGUCUAUUCAUGUCGAGCGCGAUGUCUGCCGAUGCUGGACCUAGUAGCAAUUGGACGAAACUCAAGCUGACGCUCGAUGCUCAAUCUCGAGACAAAGGCAAAGAGAAGGAGACAAGAUUCUACGAGGGAAAGUCGAAGAAAAGAAAGGCACUCAAAGGGGUCGCAGCGUAUGUGCGGGGACCAGCCGAGCCUACGUCAGUCGAGAGGGGGGACGGACAUGUCCCGUAUUUAUUCAUCCACUCGAAAGUCAAGACCUGACGUUCACGACGUAGCGAACCGUCCUCUGGACUUUCCAGAAUAGCAAACAGUUCAAACAUCAAGGCUGAUGUGGUGUUUCAACCUGCUAAAGAAUACAGUCCUCUAGUCGGCGAAUUGAGGGA
Messenger RNA from Kockovaella imperatae, 448 nucleotides. RefSeq lists its product as hypothetical. Bases 63 to 326 code for a protein of 87 amino acids. The transcript is spliced from 3 exons. The record is from RefSeq and is a predicted model, not a curated record. NCBI's taxonomy places the organism in Eukaryota, Fungi, Basidiomycota, Tremellomycetes, Tremellales, Cuniculitremaceae.